This is a messenger RNA of Hymenoscyphus albidus, 565 nucleotides long. NCBI's taxonomy places the organism in Eukaryota, Fungi, Ascomycota, Leotiomycetes, Helotiales, Helotiaceae. The record is from the annotation of a GenBank genome assembly.
AGCAACAUCAACCAACCCACUACUACAUCUCACCCCACACUCCAAAAUACACAAUGGCAUUCGCGUGGAAAGCUUCAGGUCUUACGUAUGUCCUCCUAGGUCUUCAGUUCCUCGGAGCCUACUCAAUGGCUGGCAGGACAAGUGCUCGCAAUCAACCCAGACUGACAGGUUUUCUUUCACAGCUACAACAAAUAUCUCUCCGUCGCCGCACGAGUCGUCCGACGCAGCUUGAAGGAUGACAAGCGAUUGGCAGCCGAGAAGAGAGGAGAGAUGGAAUUGAGAUUCGCCAAGUGGAACGUGAGUUGAUGAAGUCCUGAUCUGUGGAUGAUCUUGGGAUGGGAAUAUGGACUGACUGGUAUCUUUCGGAAACAGAACGGCAAGCAGGGAGAGAUGAAGAGCGUUGCGGACGCAAAUGCUGCUUCAAUAGCUGAGUCUACGCUAUCAUCUUAGGGUGUGGAAUAUAUUGGAAGGACCGGAAGGAUGAAGAGAGGAUGAGUCCAAGGGCGACGACAUUGUACAUUGUAUCAUUCAUGGUCGAGAGCCUCCAACACCACAAUUAAAGAGA